GAGAAAUCUACAAAAACUUGUGACAAUAAAAAAUGAUGACAAAGAUGGCCUUAGCUGUGUCAGUGGAUUAAAAGCAAUUACUAUGGCAAUAAUUUUGUCUGGACAUGUUUUAUGUUUAUCAUCAGCUCCCCCAUGCAAAAUCCCAUCUUUGUGGAAAAUAUGUAUUUAAAAAUGACGUCAUUGCUUUUGUUAAAUGGCUCAGGGUAUGUUGAUACUUUUUUUCUUAUUUCUGGAUUUUUAACUUCAUAUUUAAUGCUUAUUAAUCUGCAUAAAAGAAACAGAGGGAUCAAACAUAUUUUUGCUCUACAUACAUAGAAUAUUCAGGUUAACACCUUUCUUAUGCUUUUAUAAUAGCAUUCUAUUGUACAGUGUUUUCAAAACUUGGUUCAGGAUUAUUCUGGCAUAAAAAAAAUCGUUGUCGAACAGGAAAGGUGUCAAGCUAGCUGGUGGGCUAACCUUUUAUACAUAAACAACUACAUUAAAAAAGAUCAAAUCUGUAUGUUUCAAUCAUGGUAUUUAUCCUGUGAAAUACAUAUGUUUAUGGUAUCAGUUCUACUGGUACUAUUUUUAUGGAAAAAACCCCAGAAAAGCUAUUAUUACCAUAAGCACAACUCUAAUCGUAUCAAUUACAGCAGUAUUCUUAACAGUCUACAUUUAUGACGAAAAAGCCAUGCUACUAUUAUACAUACCAUUCCUUAAGGAUCCAGUUUUAAACAGCACUUACAAAAGCAUUUAUAUACCGAGUCAUCUUCGGUUGACGCCGUAUCUAAUCGGUAUAUUGGUCGGGUAUCUUCGUUAUAAGAUUAAAAAAACACAACUAUAAAAUGUCACGACUUGGGUGCACUACCGGAUGGUUUGUUGCAUGGUUCUCAUGUUAAGCACAAUGUACUCUGGACCCGUAUUUUAUAAUGAAGAAAUACCAAAAAGUAGUAUUUUAAAUGCUUUUUACUCGUCGAUGUACCAUUUGACUUGGGUGCAUCUAUAUCCUUGGAUAAUUAUUGCAGUUUCUUGUGGAUAUGGAGCCUAUAUUAAUUGGAUUUUAUCAUGGAAUCCUAUGAUGAUUUUAAGUAAAUUGACGUAUUCAACAUUCUUGGUUCAUGGUAUUGUUCAAAUGUUCUUUGCCGGCUCUCUGAGGAGUCCCCAGCAUAUGGGAUACAUGUGGAUUAUCUUUAACAUUGGUGGACAAAUAUUUUUCUCCUUCUUCUUUGGUUGGAUUUUAUCUAUGUUAGUUGAAGCACCAGUUUUGGGAAUAGAAAAAAUAAUUUUUUCAAAGACACAAGCCAAAUAUACAGAAUCUACAGAAAAUCUGGAACAAAAAGUGGAAAAUGGACGCGCAAAUGAAAAAGGUAGUGUGAAUGGUAUAAAUGGAAGUCUUAAUUUAUCAACUCAUAUUUAAAAACAAAAAAUGUUAAGGUUAAAUAAUGACUAGGAUAUUAAAUUAAUAAUGCAAAUGUACAUAUAAUAGGGAGUUAGGGACUUAAUAAAAUUAAGUCGAUAUUGACAUUUGUCUACAUUGUACCUAUAAAUAAAUAUAUUUAUAUAUAUAAAAUUAUAUAAUAUGUUAUGUCUGCGAAAAUAUGAAAAGCUUUAUUAGGUAUAUUUUCU
Messenger RNA from Brassicogethes aeneus, 1605 nucleotides. Lineage: Eukaryota; Metazoa; Arthropoda; Insecta; Coleoptera; Nitidulidae. The record is from the annotation of a GenBank genome assembly.